Molecule: messenger RNA, 3645 nt
Organism: Monodelphis domestica (gray short-tailed opossum)
Lineage: Eukaryota; Metazoa; Chordata; Mammalia; Didelphimorphia; Didelphidae
Product: cation channel sperm-associated auxiliary subunit beta-like
Cellular component (GO): cilium; CatSper complex
Source: RefSeq, a predicted model, not a curated record
UAGGAAUCUCUUCUUCAAAAUUAGACUGCUCUUCCUCUAAAUCCUUUUUAAAUGAGGCCAUAAUCAAGCUAUAUCUUUCCACGGGAAACUUGGAAGUAAAAUGUUUUUUUGUGCCUGAAAUAAAAGGUAAUGGAGAAAAAUCUGAAACUAUACAUCUGUUCGUAUCAAGAGGACUUGCACCCAGCUUGACAGUUACAAACAGCACUUAUUCUGGUGUCUUUCACUUUAAUUUGUCAUUGGAAACUGCAAACCCUUCUUGGAAUAUAAAAAUUCCCAGAGAAGCCAUCUCACGAAAUAAAGGUAUUACUCCAGUAGAACAAUGGUUUGUCACCCUUUCACUUCAAGAGGGAUUAGAAACUUUUACUGCUGAAGGAACCCUUUUGGAUCUUCUCAGAGAGCCUAUUCUUCAGUGGAAGAUCGGAAAAAUCUUGCCCGUGAAAAAAUUUUUUUCAUUCUUUCAACAUGUGAAACGUAUCAUUAUUACAAGAUCUCCAUGUGCUAAUGAUGUAGCAGUAGUUGGUAUCACAUGUACUUCUUAUUGUCUUGGUGUUUACAUAGGUGUGACUCUUCUGGAUUUUGGCAUGAAAAUGAUACCAGAUGGUACAAUGUGCAGAGAAUAUCUGCACUGACCUGGAUGAAGACUGUGUAGCUUCCACAAUUGUGGAAAUGAUUUUAACAAAUCAUUUCUUAGUGAUCCUCACAUCAAUGGGGCUUUAUGUAAGUGAGGAUCUUCGUUAUCCAAAGGAUCAUUUAUCGUUCACAAGAAUAAAAUUCUGUGGUUUUGACAUGGCAGAUUUUAUUGUAGCAAAACUUUGGUAUAAUGAAAGAUGUCUAGCUAAUAAAGAAGACUUUGAAGAUGAUUACCUUGCUAUCACUUUUGAAAAAAGUAGGAGCUUGACUGAGACAGAUACUUGUUUCUAUAGUAAAGAUCCAUUUGAAAACUGGCAACCUUGCACACCCGAUACUAAAAAAUCUAGGAGGAGAAGAAUUUCCACUCGACUCGUGUCAUUUCUUAUUGACCAAGAAAUGAAUACUGCAAUCUACCUUUUAAGAGAUAAGAAACAAUGUCGGGUUGCUGUAAGGAACUUUUACAAAGGAUCACCAAAGGAGAAAUUAAAAUUUCCCAGUUUUAAGUUUCCUUAUAGUUUUUAUCCUGCCACUGGAAUGGCUUUCCAUCCUAGGAGUCAUUUUCUGUAUGUUUAUGGCAGUCAGGUCUGGCUUUCAUAUGAUGGAGGUAACAGUUUUGAGGUAGUGGCCAAUUUUGAGGAUGAAAUCAUAAUGUGGAGCUACCAUAGUUUCCAUACUUCAUCUAUUAUUUUUCUUUCUAAUACAACAACAUUAUAUUUUUCUAAGGCAGGUUUAUAUUCUUAUAAGAAAAUGGGACAAAGCAGAUUUCAUCCAGUUUGUGUGUACUUUGACCAUGUGGGCAGUGAAACUUUAGUUUAUCUGUCUAAUACCAGUUUGGAUGGUAUAGAUGUUGCCAUGGCAUUUACUAAUACUUCACUUUUACAGGUUGAUGAAGAUAUAAAAUUUAUAACUGCAUUAGCUCCACAGUACAUCACAACAUCUCAAAUUAUAUUCUUUGCAUAUGUACCCAGGAAUUCUCCAGCAUCAUUGACACGUGACUUAGAAUUUCAAAACCGUCACGUUGGCAGAAGACUCCAAUUAAAAACUACGGGAUUUGGUGAAAUACUGAAGCUAAUGCUACAUGAAGAAGUUGAAGGCUUUCCAAGUUCAGUGAUGAUAAAUUUACAAAGUCCGUUUGAAAUAGAAACUCCAAAGUUGAGUCCUUGUUUAAAUUCUGCUAUUAGGAUAGAAAGACAUGCAAAUCUCUUUAAAAUUAUUCUUACUUCUGUUCAAGUGGCUGAUCAAUUUCUAAGUUCUGAUAUUGAGAAAACUGUGGUGAUUCCUGGUUAUAGCAGUCUCUUAAUUAUUAAUAUUUUGGAUGUGAAGAACGCUUUAGCUCUUGCUACUAUGCCUGAAAAAGUAUCUUUACAACAAACCAUUGAGCCUACUAAAUGGAUCCUGUAUAAUUUUGGGUCUACAAAUGCUACUGAAUGGGAAAUUAUUACACCCCCCUGCAAAUUUAUGAUAAUGCAUAAUACCGUCCAUACAUCAAAAUCCAUAUUGAAAUACCUCGAUGUGGGAUCUAACUUAGAAUUUUCAAUUAAAGUCUUGACCCUGGAGGAUACCAGUAUUCGGAGAUUUAAAGUACCACAAAUAAAAGUUAUGGCUGGACAACCAUAUUUGAUGGAUAUAAACACACAUGCAUAUUGGGAUGAAACUGACAGUUACACACUUGAUCUUAAUAUUAUAAAUAGAUAUCUCAGAAAAGGUGUCACUUCAAUUUCAUUCAUAGUCUGGCAGUCUACAGUUCUGUGUGAAACACCAAUAAUUGUCUUAACACUGAAGAGCAGCUGUAGUUAUAGUAAAUACAUGAAUUAUGUGCCUAAAUAUGAAAUAAAAGGUGAGGACUGGGAAUUUGGACAACAUAAAGAUGAACGUGGUUUCAACAUGAUUAAAGUCUUGCCGAUAAACUACCGGCCGCCAUCCAAUAUGGGAAUAGCCAUCCCACUCACGAAUAACUUUUAUAAUGCAGAUCCCAGCAUGCCCAGGCCAAGGAAUUAUCAUCCCCUCUCAAAAAAAUCAGGCAUAUAUAAGCAGUGUUUAAACAAGACUCAUAGAGAAGAUUGUCACUGUACAGAGGAAAUGAAGAAAUCUGAAAACAUAGUCUUCUCAGACUGCAAGGAAAAGGUUGCCCGUUUUCUGUAUCCAGUUUUACAAUAUCCUAUCCUUUUGCACAUCAAGCAUGACGAGCUCUCCAUCCCAAUGGACAUUCCAUAUCUUGUUACUGUAUCUGAAGUGAACAAUAGGAAAAACUGGAAACUCAGACACACAGUGAAAAAUGAGAUGAAACGAAUGAAAACCCAUGUAGAAUCAUUGUUUUCAGAUUUGGUGUUUAAUCCAAAUGGUCUAAGGCUGAGCAUAACUGGUUCUGAGUUAUUCCACUUCAGAGUGAAAGUUAUUCCUGGAGUCACCUUUUGUAAUUUAGUUGACGAGUUUCAGAUUUAUGUUGAUAGUGCACCACUUCCAUUUCCAGGAAGGGUACUUGUUGCAUCUCUUACAGCUGUAGUCAUAGGAGGAAUAAUUUUAAUGGUAUUUAUGGUGGAAUUAUUUAAUGUCAAUAUAUGGAUGUCUUUUAAAAAUUUGUUUAAGAAAAAGAACAAAGUUGUAGCUGAAAAAGCUACUGAUCACAUAGAAAGAUAGAAAUAGAAAGAAUUAUAUGUUUUGCCACAGAGGAAGAACAUGAAAACCAGUAUAGAAUCUAUUUGUUUUUUUUCCUUACUGUUCUUUAGUCUCUUCAGAUUCCUAGGAGAAGUUUAAAUAUACAAGCCAAACAAUAGUCAUAUAAAAUUAAUAUUUCUUUUAGAAUUUAAUUACUUCUAAAUAUAAAUGUUUACUUUUAUAAAUUUAACUGUCAAACUAUUUUUGUUAAUAUACAAUUGUUACUGCUCAUUUUUCUUUAUUAUUCAAUGCCUUCUUUGUCUCUUUCAAAAAAUUGAAUUAUAUAUUAAAUAUUAUGUUUUCAGCUUCUAUUGUAUGACAUGUUUUAGAACUACCUUGUAAAUUUUAUUUAAUGUAUUU